AUGACGAUGUCAAACGCAGCCAAGAUCGCCUUCAUCGGCCUCAACGCCCUGCGUCUUGUCUCGCUAGUCACUGUCAUUCUGGUCUUCACCACCCUCGUCAUGGGCCUUGUCGAGGACAUCCGCGACUACCACAACGAUGCGAUCAUGGACUCUGCGCAAGCGGACGACUGUGCCUACGUCCCUGGCACGUCCAUCCCCAUGCAGACGUGGGGCAUCUUCUGGGUUGAGAUCCACCGUGCUCUGCUCAUGCUUGGCGUCAUCUCCCUUUUCCUCGCCGAGCUCAGCUGGCUGGGCAUCUCUCGCCUUGAAAGUGCUGCUCGGGUGUGGGUGCCGGUGCUCAGCCGCACUCAUGGCUUGGCGGCACUGGGCGCGGUGCAGGUCGUGGUCGCAACAUCCAUCCUGAGCCACUACCUCGACGUCUUCCCUCUCGUCGUCAGCUGGAUGCUAUUCGUCAUCGGCAUCCUCUACCUCGCGCUCGGUCUCAUCUUCCACGCCUACUCAUUGAAAGAUGGUCGGAGCUUCUACUCAACCAACCGCAAGCGAUUCAUCGAGAACCGCGCCAAGGGUCACGUAUACCGCUCGUUCAGCGAGAAGGGGUACGGCGCAACCACAUCUACCGACAAACCCGCAGCGACCAUGCGCAAGCUCUUCAAGCGCAAGAAGCCGGCCGUGUCGAUCCACGAGACCUUCCCUUCGCUCGAAGCGGAGUCUCACAAGCAAGUGCUCGCCGAGAGGGCACGUCGGAUGGAGCACGCGCGCAAGACCUCGGCUGUGACGAUUGACAUGAAUGGCGACGCGGACAGGUCUUCGAUCACGCGCGACUUUGUUUGGAACGCCCGCGCGGGUGUUGUUCACGAACUCAGCCAGGCUCGAGAGGAGGGCGAGUGGGAGAUGCGACACGUGGCCAACGCGCGUCGAGACAGCGAGCAAUCGUGCAGCGCCGCCAGCGUCGCCAGCAGUACGCAGAUCCGUAUUGGAGGGUAUACAUCAAGCGAAGCUGCGCGGGCGAGGGAGCGCGCUCGUGCUCGCCGUGCUGCUCUCACCGCCGACAGUGGCAGAAGCCAUCCGCCACCAGCAAAGAGUACCGGACAGAGCGGUAAGGCGGCCAACAAGGUCAAGGCUGUCAAACGGAGGAGUAUGGCGCUGGUGAAUACGGCCAGGAACAGGCUGAGCGCGGGGACCGCUUCGGCGCUCGCUGCUAGGAGACGCGCACCUAGCCGCGGAAUCCCAAAUCCGGAGAAUGAGAUCGUCAUCGAGUAUAUGAACGAUGAUGCGACCGUGCCGCCGGUCCCGCCCCUGCCAGCGUAUCAAAGGGCUGUGAAGCCGGGCGAGGAGGUUGAGCUUCCUGUUGCCUCGCGGUUCGCUCGCGCUCAUGUGGUUUAG
Kalmanozyma brasiliensis GHG001 is the source of this 1383-nucleotide messenger RNA. RefSeq lists its product as uncharacterized. The transcript has a single exon. The coding region runs from base 1 to 1383 and encodes 460 amino acids. The record is from RefSeq and is a predicted model, not a curated record. NCBI's taxonomy places the organism in Eukaryota, Fungi, Basidiomycota, Ustilaginomycetes, Ustilaginales.